This is a messenger RNA of Talaromyces rugulosus, 5730 nucleotides long. RefSeq lists its product as uncharacterized. Gene Ontology annotation, molecular function: ubiquitin protein ligase activity. Bases 1 to 5730 code for a protein of 1909 amino acids. Gene Ontology annotation, cellular component: nuclear speck. The record is from RefSeq and is a predicted model, not a curated record. NCBI's taxonomy places the organism in Eukaryota, Fungi, Ascomycota, Eurotiomycetes, Eurotiales, Trichocomaceae. Gene Ontology annotation, biological process: protein polyubiquitination; proteasome-mediated ubiquitin-dependent protein catabolic process. The transcript is spliced from 6 exons.
AUGGCCAGACGAACGACUUCUGCCGACCACCAGGACUCGCUCGACCCAUAUCCUCCUCCUUUCCCCGCCGUGUCCGCUCCACCGUCGUCUUCUGCCGCUGCGUUCCACCUCGCCGCCGCCGCCGCCGCCGCCGCCAGUCCUGCAUCGAGAAAUACUCGCUCUGCUGCUCGAAACGCUGCAGUUGAUAUCGCUUCGAACAGCACUGUCGAGCCUGCCGCCCUUCGCUCGACGAGUCAGCCCUCACGGAAACGUAAAGCAACUGCGCGGCGUGAUAAAGCCCACGACGAGAUAGAGCCCCCCUCUCAGCCCCCCUCGCCACCAAGGAAAACCAAGAGACAACGCACAGCUUCGACAGCUCCCACCCACCUAGAGUCGAGCACAGUAGCCUCUGCUCCCGCUGCGGGAUCUCGGCGACCUGCUCGAAACCGUCCCGCCAUGUCACAACCGAGCUCCUCGUCCCAAGCCUCCGAUGCCGCCUCUAGAGCACGAGCUUCCUCUUCUAACGCACGGCGGAAAUCUAGUAGGAAUAGCAAAACGAGACCGUCGGAGAAAGACGCCUUGCCGUUGAGGCCCGGUAGUCGGGGUGAAUUCUCGGACUCUCCGUUCACAGCGGAUGCAGAUGCUCGAAGCAGCCAGACAUCACACCGACGACAAAAGAAGCCUUCGCCAAAGCAAAGCCCAGACACCCCCAUGAGGGACGUAGACGAUGUGCCAAGUGAGCCUGAACCUACGAGAGAUGACGAGGAUGAUGAGGAAGAAGAGGAUGACGAUGAAGAUGCCGAGUCCUCCCCUCCAAGCGAAAGCAACGACAGCACGCACCCACCUGGCAUGAUGGAUGAUGACGACGCUGACCCGUUCCGGAGCGGUCUCUUUGGCUCACGCACCCCUCUCGGCCUACAAAACACGCUCAGAGCGCUCACGGGCAUGAUGACAGGCAUGUCUUCACGGUUACGCGAUAUUCUCGGUCGUCUGAGGAUGCGAGACGACUCAUCCAUGCAAUUGAUAGCCCUGCAAGAACUAUCCGAUCUUCUGCUAGUCUCCAAUGAAGAUAAUCUGUCUGGCCAAUUCUCUCCGGAUCCAUAUGUCAAAGAGCUGGUGGCUCUCAUGCAACCAAGUGAUUUUGGCGAAGAGAACCCUGAGAUUAUGCUUUUGGCGUGCCGAUGUCUCGCCAACCUAAUGGAGGCUCUCCGAGGCUCCGUGACCAAUGUCGUCUACGGUGGAGCAGUCCCAGUUUUGUGUCAAAAGCUGCUGGAUAUUCAAUUUAUUGACCUAGCUGAGCAAGCAUUGAGUACUCUAGCAAAAAUCUCCGUCGAUUUCCCCGCAUCCAUAGUCCGUGAAGGUGGUCUCACUGCUUGCCUGACAUAUCUAGAUUUUUUCCCUACGAGCACCCAACGAACUGCUGUGACGACUGCUGCCAACUGUUGUCGGAGUCUUCCUGGCGAUUCGUUCCCCGUUGUCAGAGAUGUCAUGCCCACCUUGCUUAAUGUUCUCUCCAGUAGUGACCAAAAGGUUGUUGAGCAGGCCUGCCUUUGCGUGUGCAGGAUCGUCGAAAGCUUCAAAUAUAAGCCUGAAAAAUUGGAAGACCUGAUUGAGCCGGCCAUGCUGAAAACUAUUCUUCGCCUUCUCUUGCCAGGAACUACCAACUUAAUCGGGCCCCAUAUCCACACUCAAUUCUUGCGAGUUCUCGGCAUUGUUGCUCAGGCUAGCCCUCGCUUGUCGGUUGAAUUGCUUCGCAUGGAUGUCGUGGAUACACUGUAUCAGAUUCUGACUGGAGUUUCUGCGCCGCGCGAGGUUGAGGCCGGCGUCAAAAUUGACAAUGUGGUCAUCAUGCAAGCAUUAAUCCACCGUCCGCGAGAACAAGUCUUUGAAAGCUUGAGUGUUAUCUGCGAACUUCUUCCCAGCAACGAGAAUACCGACAGUAGUUCCCGGUUUGACGAUGUAUUGGCCACCGCCGGGAUUCGCAGUCGUUUCGGUUCCCAUUCUUCCUCCAAAGCUAAGGAGUCGGCAGAAAAGAGGCGCACACUAUUUACAGAGUGUAAAACCGAGCUCAAACGUUUUGCUAUGGUGCUGCUCCCAACUCUGACUGACGCAUAUUCAAGCACUGUGAACCUGGGAGUCCGCCAAAAGGUUCUAUUAGCGCAACUCAAGAUGCUUCAGAAUAUAGAUGCCGAUGUGAUUAAAGAUGCUCUGCGCACAGUACCUUAUGCCUCGUUUCUGGCCGCCAUUUUAUCCCAGAAAGACCACCCGAUCUUGGUGUCUUGUGCUUUACAAUGUGCCGAGCUUCUUUUCGAACGAUUGCAGGAAAUAUAUCAGUAUCAGUUCCAUCGCGAAGGUGUGAUAUCCGAGAUUGCUGGCUUAGCGGAGAAGCCUUUGACAACUGAAAAUACCACCAAGGCUGGAGAUGAACGUGGCAUUCCAGAUCAAAAUACGGAAGCCCGGUCUGACUCCAGGGCCACCAGUGAAGACUUGAGUGCUACACGUGAUGAUAGUCAAGAUGAAGACGAGGACCAAGAUGAGGACGAAGACGAUGAAGAUCAAGAUAAUGACGACGUGUCUGAAUCGGAGAGUUCCACAUCUUUCUCUAUUCAUCGCCCGCUUUCUCACAGUGUGGAUUCUGUGAUGAACGACAACGUCACCAUCGCUGCUCGAGCCUUUCUUAAAAUUUACGAAAAGUCAGAAAUAACGAAAUCGACCUCAGAAAAGGCCACACGGAUUCUCAAGGACCUUGAAACAUUAGCUUCUGACAUCAAGUCAUCAUAUUUGGGCGAGAGCAUGGAAGACCCCGUCGCCCUCUUUCAGAAACUAGCAACCUAUUUUGAAGGCGACGCGUUGGAGAAUAUUACCAGCUCUGAGCUACUGAAAUCCGGCAUUAUCGACGUCCUUCUGGACAUAUUCGGGUCCGCUAGCUCUUCUCGUGAGGCACGAACGAACUUUGUACAGGCUUUCCUGAGUACCACCAUUCCAGAGAAAGCCCGUAGUCAAAUCUCAUCCAAAACUGCAUUUAGUGUGUUGGUCCAGAAAUUGCACGACCUAUUCAGUCGCACAGAACACUUUGAAGUGAUGACUGUUGGUCACAAUUCUCUCGAAAACACGCGAAGCAAUGCGACAUAUAUGCUUGGAAAACAAGUCCGACUUAAGCUAGUUGCCGAUGAAGCCUCUGAUAUCCCGCGUCCGUACAAGAACAUGAUGGUCUCGAUUCAUGCCAUUGCGACAUUCAAGUCUCUCGACGAUUUCCUGCGUCCUCGGAUUAGCUUGUCCGACCGUCCACGGGCGUCACGCAACCGUGAUCUUCUGUCUCAUCUUACCGGCGGUGAACGAUUUCGAGAGUCUCCAAAUGCUAGUCAAGGUCCAUUCGAUGGAGAGCCUCAGAAUCCUACCCUUCCGUCCUCUCGAGCGGAUACAACACCACGCCAGAACCGCACUUCUAGUGAUUCAAAGAACACAUCUACUACUCCACACUCUCCAGUAGCUGGUCGAGAGCGUCGACAUGGAACUCGUCGGUCAAGUCGCAACCAGCCAUCAAACAUUGACGAUGAUGAGCCUCACGAUGACCGUCCCUUGGAAUGUGCAGAUGAAAAACAACUUAGCGAUGAAGACAAUGACGACGACGACAUGGAAGAUAACGGCGAGGAUGAGCUGAACGCUAUUGUUGAUGAUUUGGAAGACGACCUUUCGGACGAUCCUGGCCCUGAACCAACCGCAGUUAAUAUGGAAAUCGCAUCCACUGGCAAGGUUACUGCUCGCAAAGACGACGGCACUCGCGUCUCAACCCCUUCCCAAUCUCAGACUCUUGGUCGAGGUUCCUCUUCAGCUUCGGCCUCUGCUCUCGCUGCCCUGAGUGGUGAUUCAUUGGCAAUGGCUGGUCGGCCCUUCUCGUCGUAUGCAGCAGCAAUGGCAUCUGUCCCACAGGAUUGGCACCUCGAGUUUAGCAUUGAUGACCAUGCGAUCAAAAACGAAACAACCAUUUACAGGGCGAUCCAUCAUAGCCGGGAACACAUUGAAGAUGUCAGUCCCAGUAUUUGGUCCGCAAUACAUACUAUAAAAUUCCGGCGUGUUCCAGGACCACCGCCAGCCGAGUCAUCAUCCCUUGCCUCUGGCUCACAGGAUGAAGCUGCUCGUGAUGACAAGACCGAUCUCCCCCAAUCUCUAAGCAAACACUCCACCACUGCGUCCAUUCUGCAAUUGUUGCGAGUACUCCACGAGAUAAAUGCUCAUCUUGAUGAUCUGAUCGCUGAAAGCAAGGAUCUAAUUGCUGUCAAAGCCGAGCCAUUGUCGCAGUUUAUCAAUACUAAACUCACUGCAAAAUUGAAUAGACAAUUGGAAGAACCAUUGAUCGUUGCCAGCAGUUGCUUGCCAAGCUGGAGCGAGGAUCUCGCGCGCGAAUUCCCUUUCUUGUUCCCUUUUGAAACUCGCCAUCUCUUCCUACAAUCCACUGCCUUUGGGUAUUCCCGCUCGAUGAUGCGUUGGCAAAAUUCGCAGCCCGAAGACAGCCGUCGCGAUCAGCGCCGUGACGAUCGCCCAUUCCUUGGUCGGCUUCAACGACAAAAGGUCCGGAUAUCUCGCACCCGCAUCCUCGAGUCGGCCAUGAAAGUGAUGGAACUAUAUGGGUCUUCUCCCAGUAUACUUGAAGUCGAGUACUUUGAAGAGGUCGGCACUGGUCUGGGCCCAACCCUGGAGUUCUACUCUACCGUUUCGAAAGAAUUCUCAAAGAAAAAGCUCAAGCUCUGGCGCAAUAACGACUCCGACUCUCGAAGCGACUAUGUGUUUGGCAAACACGGUCUAUUUCCAGCUCCGAUGAGUGAUCGACAAGCUGAAUCAGAAUCGGGCAAACGGCAGCUCCAGCUUUUCAAAGCCCUCGGAAAGUUUGUAGCUCGCUCCAUGCUAGAUUCUCGGAUUAUCGAUAUUAGCUUCAAUCCUACACUCUUCCGCGUGGUUUCGCCUUCCUUCACCCCGUCGCUUGGCAGUGUGAAAACAGUGGAUCGGGAUCUUGCCAACUCGCUACUACUUGUGAAACGUUUUGUCAAUGCCAAGAAGCGUAUCUCUGAAGAUUCGUCUCUUUCUGCUGACCAAAAAGCUCAAGCGGCCGAGGAUAUCGAAGUUGAUGGUGUUCGCGUCGACGACCUAGGCUUGGACUUUACAUUACCCGGGUAUCCAUCCAUUGAGCUGGUUUCUGACGGUUCUAAUAUUGCCGUGACAAUUGAGAACGUCGACUUGUACCUAGAGCGCGUCAUCGACCUCACAUUGGGCAGUGGAAUCCGCCCUCAGGUCGAAGCCUUCCGAUCUGGAUUCUCGCAGGUGUUCCCGUAUUCAGCACUGCGAGCCUUUACUCCUAAUGAACUUGUCAUGCUCUUUGGGCGAGUCGACGAGGAUUGGUCGAUCGAAACACUUAUGGACUCGAUCAAAGCAGACCAUGGCUUCAACAUGGAUAGUAGGAGUGUACGCAACUUGCUUCAAACCAUGAGCGAGUUGGAUGCCCAAAAACGACGGGACUUUUUACAAUUUGUGACUGGAAGCCCCAAGCUUCCUAUCGGAGGUUUUAAGAGCCUCACCCCCAUGUUCACUGUGGUUUGCCGCCCAAGCGAGCCGCCAUAUACGUCAGACGAUUAUUUGCCUAGUGUGAUGACUUGUGUCAAUUACCUCAAGUUACCUGACUAUAGCAGCUUAGAAGUCCUGCGCGAACGACUCAUUGUGGCCACCCAAGAAGGCCAGGGAGCGUUCCACCUUUCAUGA